This is a messenger RNA of Triplophysa dalaica, 695 nucleotides long. It is a transcript of the gene efcab10, whose product is annotated as EF-hand calcium-binding domain-containing protein 10. The transcript has 4 exons. The record is from RefSeq and is a predicted model, not a curated record. The coding region runs from base 46 to 444 and encodes 132 amino acids. NCBI's taxonomy places the organism in Eukaryota, Metazoa, Chordata, Actinopteri, Cypriniformes, Nemacheilidae.
UACACUUGCACGAGGGCACCUCAGGGCAGUGAACCUGUGUUCAAGAUGUCAAAACGGGAGCAAGAGGAAGCGGAAUAUCUCGAAAAACACAAGAUUAUUGACCUGAUUGAUAAUUUAACUAGUAUGCUGUUUUUCUACAGACCAGAGCGACCUCAGGAAUUUCUGAUCGAUCAGCUUGAAAAGCUUAAAGAAUCUAAAGUCAGUCAAGAAUACAGUCCGUGUCUUUUUAACGAGUCCAACUUAGACGCUCUAUUUGGUAUCCUGGAUCCCUCUCAUCAGGGUUAUUUCACUCAUACUCAAUACAAUGAAGCACUAAAGACACUUGGUGUCAAGAAUUUCAAUGAGUUUCCAGAUGGAGCUGGUGAGGACAGAAUAUCACAAGAGACUUUCAGAAGAGAGGCGAAAGACGGGUGUCUGAGAAGUGCAGCAACUUUCCAGACAUAGAUAUUCAAUGGACAAAUCAACAACUCAAACAAACAUAUUUAACAGUGCUUAUGUAACAUAAUGAUUUAUGAAGAACACAUUUUAUGUUUUCUUUUUUAUAUACGUGUAUGUCAAUAAAAUGUUAACAGAUGUCCCAUCAUAGUAUACCUCUUCGUCAUCCUUAAAAUUCUUUUCUCAUGUGUUUAUGUAUAUUUGAAAUGCAGAUGAGGGAGUUUUUGUCUUGUAACCUGGUAAUAAAUAAUCCUCUGAUA